Aspergillus versicolor CBS 583.65 is the source of this 1112-nucleotide messenger RNA. RefSeq names its product putative short chain oxidoreductase/dehydrogenase. The record is from RefSeq and is a predicted model, not a curated record. The coding region runs from base 61 to 912 and encodes 283 amino acids. Lineage: Eukaryota; Fungi; Ascomycota; Eurotiomycetes; Eurotiales; Aspergillaceae. Gene Ontology annotation, molecular function: oxidoreductase activity. The transcript has 2 exons.
UAUAUAAACCGUGGCUGCCUCCAUUAACUAACCAACCCAGUUAUAACAAUAAUCGGCAAAAUGUCAAUUUGGUUCAUCACCGGCGCAUCCUCCGGAUUCGGGCUGGACCUGGCCCUACUCGCCCUAGAAUCCGGCCACAAGGUCAUAGGGACGGUGCGGAACGCAAGCAGAGCAUCCGCUGCCGUAUCGGCAAUCAAGGCCAAGGGCGGCGAGGUCCUCGAACUGGACGUCACAAAGGCCGAGAGUAUCCCCGGAGUCGUGGAGCAGGCGAACGCAAUCUAUGGCGGGAUUGACGUUCUUGUUAACAAUGCGGGAUAUUCCCUUCUUGGGGCCGUGGAGGAUAUGAAAGAGGAAGAAGUAAAACUGCAAAUGGAGACGAAUUUCUUCGGUCCAUUCCGACUGAUCAAGGCGUUUCUGCCGACCCUCCGGUCCCGCGGGAAUACCACCAUUGUCAAUAUCAGCAGUAUAGCAGGCCAGGAUGCACAGCCAACAUGCGGUCUGUACGCGGCAUCCAAGUUCGCGCUCGAGGGACUAUCCGAGGCUCUAUCUCGUGAAGUCGCCGCAUUCGAUAUCUCCGUCUUGAUCGUUGAACCGGGUGCGUUCCGGACGAAUUUCCUAUCCGCGGCGCAGCCUACCGAGACGUCGCUUUCGGAGCCGUAUAAGGGCGGGAUUGUUGAGACUGUGUUGGGGAAGUUUGACGCUGCGCAGGGGAAGCAACGAGGUGAUCCGGUCAAGGCGGUUAGGAGGGUGUUUGAGGUUGUGACGGGGACAGGGCAGGCUGGGGGGUUGAAGGGGAAGAUAUUGAGACUACCGCUGGGACCGGACUGUGUUGAGCGGAUUGAGGCGAAGAUGGGGAGGCUGCAGAGUGAUUGGGAUACGACGAGAGAGGUUGCUCUAGGGACGGACCUUUGAUAGCAUACAUGCAUAGAGGAUCGAAACUGGCCCAACUAUGAUCUCACUUGGCUAGACCUCUAUUAGGAAUUAGUGGCGAUGGUAAAUAUGAUUUUUACAAGACCAUUAAUGCUUGUCUCUUGUGGCUUUCCCAGUGUGAUAUACGGACAGCCACUCCAUACAAGCAGUCACAACUACACAAUAUGAUAAUAUCAGCCCUC